Messenger RNA from Tyto alba (common barn owl), 7338 nucleotides. Its product is annotated as BTB/POZ domain-containing protein KCTD5. The coding region runs from base 204 to 1031 and encodes 275 amino acids. NCBI's taxonomy places the organism in Eukaryota, Metazoa, Chordata, Aves, Strigiformes, Tytonidae. The record is from RefSeq and is a predicted model, not a curated record. Gene Ontology annotation, biological process: proteasome-mediated ubiquitin-dependent protein catabolic process; protein homooligomerization. The transcript is spliced from 8 exons. Gene Ontology annotation, molecular function: cullin family protein binding. Gene Ontology annotation, cellular component: Cul3-RING ubiquitin ligase complex; cytoplasm.
AGCCGCUCGGGGCCUUCUGCCCAGGCCGGCGUUCGCCCCGCGGACGCGACUGCUCGCCGUCCUCCACGGCGUCGGCGGACGAGACCGCCGCCGCGCAGGCGCUGCACGGGAAGGGGAAGGGAGCGUUUCCGCAGGGGACGCUUCCGGUGGGAGGUGCGCCCGGGGACCUGGAGCUGGGGCGGACGCUUCCGGCGGCGGCGAGGAUGGCGGCGGAGAACCACUGCGAUUUCCCGGUUCCCCCGAUCGGCGGCCUCGGCCUGGGAGGCCCGGGCGUGCCCUGCCGCCGGUGCAGCUCGGCGCCGCCGCCCGGCGCGGUGCCCGGCAAGUGGGUCCGGCUGAACGUGGGGGGUACCUGCUUCCUGACCACUCGGCAGACGCUCUGCAGGGACCCCAAGUCCUUCCUCUUCCGCCUUUGCCAGGCCGACCCCGACCUGGACUCGGACAAGGAUGAAACAGGUGCCUAUUUAAUAGACAGAGACCCGACUUACUUUGGGCCAGUGCUGAACUAUCUCAGACAUGGGAAACUGGUUAUUAAUAAGGACCUAGCUGAGGAAGGUGUACUGGAAGAGGCUGAAUUCUACAAUAUCACAUCACUAAUAAAACUGGUAAAGGACAAAAUAAGAGAAAGAGACAGCAAAAUCUCACAGGUGCCAGUCAAACAUGUGUACAGGGUGCUGCAGUGCCAAGAAGAGGAACUCACUCAAAUGGUUUCCACAAUGUCUGAUGGCUGGAAAUUUGAACAGCUUGUCAGUAUAGGUUCCCAGUACAGCUGUGGCCGGGCCCAGCAGUCAGAGUAUCUGCUGAUAGUGUCACGGGAAGUGAAAGGGGAAGAGAGAUGCUUCCAGAAAUGCUGCAGUGAGCUGGUCAGUAUUGGUUCUUCUUAUAACUAUGGCAAUGAAGAUCAGGCUGAAUUUCUGUGUGUUGUCUCAAAGGAAUUGCAUAACACUCCCUACGGCACAACCAGUGAACCCAGUGAAAAAGCAAAGAGUGAGGAUGAAGAAACGGAUUACGAUAUGAAUGACUCAGAUUAAGUGUAAAUGUCAUGAUUUUGCAAGAACGAGGUUCCAGGAUGUGAAGACAGUAUUUGAACGGUGACAAUUUUUUCUCUUUUAUUCCAAGACGCAGUGAAUUGUCACACUGAAGAGGCUCAGCUGCAAAAGAAAAAAUCUGAUUUAGACAAUUUUCUGUUGAUCUGGGUUCAACCAUUUUUGCCUAUAAGCUGGUGUCAACUGGCUGAAAGCAUUGCAAGAUUACAUAACGGGAAUAGAUGGUGUGGGAGUGUGCGUUAAGUUCUGGUUGUAGUGCAUGGUUGUACUCUCUUGUGGGCUGACUGACACUGGUCAUUUGAAAAGAAAUGACCAUGCACUCAUAUUUUUCUGAGACAUGUAGCACUUAAUGUCUGGUGCUGGAUGACCCAAUGUUGAUCAGUUUGGAGACAUUUUCCUACUAAUCAUUGUAAACAUUUAAAGGACAAUGUAAUUGGUGCUACACACACACACACAUAUAUAUUACAGCCCACAUGCAAAUAUUUGGGCCUACAUUGUUUCAGAAUCAGUGGCAGCCCCAGUUGACUCUCUUAUACUGCACAUUCCUCUAUGGCUCUGUGACAUACUCUAUUAUGUAAUAAAAGCCUAGGAGAUCAACUGAAACUAGCACGUAAAAAGUUACACAACAGACAUAAGGUUUCUCUAAAGGAAAAGUGUAUAUAUUGACUGGAUUUAUAGAAUAUUUUAAUACCCAAAGGGAAGACUAAACUCAGAGAAAAUGGCCUUCGUCUGAGUUACUCUUGAUGUUCCUUCUGCUAAAACAGUCUCCUCCUGGAAAAGUUAUGCUCCAGUCUUAGCCAGAUGUUCGGAAGGAGAAUCAAAAUUUACUUAAAAUGAACAACUGAACAUUCUGUUUCUUUUGACAUGUUUGUACUCAUAUGUGUGUUUGUGCUUUUAUAAAAUGCCUAUAAGCAUUGAACUGUGGAUUAUGGUAGAGAUUUUUCAGGAGCUGGAAUCUGUACAGAAAUAUGGCUGGCUAGUCCUAGAUCCCUAUUUCUGACUGGGAUUAAAAUCAACCUUGAGUGUGAACACAAGUUCAUCCAAUUGAAAAACUUAAUUACUUCAGACAUUCAGGAUACUUGUAAUCAAUCUUUCUCUUUCUAUACUGUUUCAACUAUGCAGUUAAAGAACACUGUUUGAAAACAUCUGGUGCAGCUUUAUUAGUUUGUCUUUGAUGAAGGCUAAUACACAAGACUGGAGCUUUGGAGCUUUUUAAUACACUAUGUUUUGAGCAAAAUAUUUAGCACAUCUUCAAAACAGUUAAUGAAAUGGACAGUAUAAAACUCAGCUUCAUUGACUUAUGAAAGCAGUUGGGAGGGAGUUUCAAAAAGCUACAAUAUUGUUUUGAAUUCUAAAGACAUUACAGAUUUUAUUUUCAGUAACUUCAGAAUUUAUGGACAUACUUUAGGUAAUCCUUUACACAGAAGCCCAAUUUUCAAACACCCAGGGUCCACUUUUUUUUUUUUUUUUUUAAAAAAAAAAAAAAAAGGACUUGCUAUACAUUGAUAAAAGUUUGGCAGAAACAAUUUGUAAAAAACAUUUCUACUAAGCAGGUUAAGCAAUGGGCUAAAUGUUUUGUCCAUGUGUCUAAUGCUUGAAAAGGUUUGUAAUGCAUUUGCGACUUGGAUGUGGUCUGCACAGGAAGCUGCUGGCCCUUCCACAACAACACAUAAAAUGUUUGCCUUUUUUAAAAACUGAAUUGAAUUUACUAAAAAUGUAAUUGUGUAGGGGGAAAUGUUUAUACUUUUAUACUUUUUUAGGCACCCAUAUUUUGUCAGCUUAAAUUUAGCACCCAAAUUUCCCCUAAAUAGUAACAGAUUAUCUUGUUUAUCUGAAAAUAAGCAUAACAGUUGUCUGUGUUAACUACAUAUUAAAACAUUUCCUCUGCUGCAGUAGCCACUGUGUUUUUAAACAGUAUGAUUCCACCAAAUUCUCUGAGCUCCCUAGCUCAUGGAAUUGUAGCCAACCAUGUUUCUUGUUUUCUUGAUGUGCUCUACAGAGUAUUUUGGGAUUGGCCUAAGUGGGUACAAUGAACCUUCUGAAACAACAUUUCUGUUGUCUCUCUUAACCCCCAAAAGAAUAUUUUACUUCAUAAAGUGAAAUUUUCAAGAAAAACAGCAGCAAAGCAUGAGUAACAAACUGAGCAGACUGAACAAAUUCAGAAUAUGUAAAAGAGUGGAUUUUUCUAAGUAUGUUUUUUUCACUGGAGUUUUUUUCAGUUUAAAAAUGUGCUUUUAUGGUGAGAUUACCUGCAAUUUAGUUUGCAUUGUAUCUCUGUUGUAGCAGAUUUUGGGGAAAUGAGUGGUUAAUCAUUUUGCACUUUGUUUCCAAUACCUCACAAAGAUUUUAAGAAAGGAAAAAAAAAAAAAAAGAGAACUUUAAUAGGCAGGUACCUUGUAAAUUAUUUUAAAUAUGCUAUUGUUUGAGAACACCUGAACUAACUACUUUCCUGUUCUUGCUAAUGUUAUUGUUGCUUUAAUUUUUGUGAACAUGUGAGGCUUUGACAGAUGCAAGUGCUACUGUAUGCCUUUUCCAAGGCAUUAAGAAUUGAUCCCUAAAUAAGUUUUUUUUUUCUUUGACUCUUGUAAUUUCAAAUAAAGGUAGCUACAGUAAUAAGGUUAACUGCAUUAGAGUCCAAUCUACAUCACCAGGUUUUGCAAACAUUGUUUUAUCUUGCAGGAUGAGGUAACAUACCGAUACAGUUUAAACUGGAGUCCUUUGUCUAUUUCUUUUCUGUCAUUUGGAGAAUAUUUACCUCAGAAGAACUGCCUGUUAUUAUGUAAAUCUCAUGGGUUCACUAGGGGCAUGUAGUUGAAAAGCUAUAUUGUAAAAGCCUUUGACAUGAACUCUUAGAUUUACACAGCUCCUCUAUUCUUAAAUUAAAACAGUAUUCCAGGUUAGAAUUUGAAGAUCCUGAGCAUAAAGAGAUCAUAGCAGAAGAAAUAAAGCAAGAAGGGAGAGAUACCAAAAUGUAACAGUUGAUCAAGAUGACAUCUUAUGAAAAUGUAAAUUCUAUGAAAGAUUUAGCUUUCUACUCUUUUGCUAUACAGAUAUUCAGUGAAGCUGUUUGGCAUGUUGUCCAUGGAACAGGAGGUUACUUCAGCAUAUGAUUAGUGCAUUUUCAGUGAAAUUCUUUAAAGGCUUUUCCAUGACAAAUAUCUUGCAAAACUUGCUUAAAAACUGAGAAGUUCAAAAUUACCAUAGCAAUUUCUUGCUUUGAGUUAGGAAACUGAUAGCGUAUUAUUGGCCUUAAGUUUUGUCAGAGGCUAAUUUUCUGUAUUGGAGAUGACGUUUUUGUGUUAAAUGCUUUUGACUUCUUCAAGCAGCAAUUAAAUCAGUGUUUAUCUGCAAUGAACAAGUUAUUCUGAGGCUUCCAAGACAUGAAUGUCACCUGGUCCAUAGUAACUGUCCAGAAGUACAGUCUGACUCAGCAGCUCCCACAGUAAAUGUGAAAUAUUUUUUUUUUUUAAACAAACAACGAAAGCUUACCUUUAAUGUUCUCCCACUUACUGUGGGGUUUCCAUGAAUUGUGGCUAAUGGCAGUUUGUUAUCCCACAGUAAUUUAAUUGUGUGUCAAAGGCCUGAUUGUAUUUAGAAGCUUAUGUUGAUUCUCUACUAAACUUUCAGUUCUCAGAAUCAUGUAUUCAGAAAAUUUGGAAAAUGUACUGUGUUUUUUUCAAAUUCAACUAGGUUUCUUGUAAUGAUAAAAGUUCCUUUAAUUUUUCAUUGUAGCGUUAGUAAAAGAUAUUCCUUAAGAAACUGAGCUCAAUGUAUCCAUCCAACUUUGUUGUCUUCAGAUUUUCUUCAGACAGUAGCUGUUUAGCUCCAUUUCUAGCAAUGUCAAUGCACGGUUAUGAUUGCUUAGAAUCAGGACCAUUUCCUCAAGAUAUCAAAAUUGAAUCAAUCUCCUUUGAGAGAGUUUUUCUUUAGGAGAAAAAUGAAAACUUCUAGCAGAUUAAACAAAACUAAACUUGAUUGCAGGCAUGCUUAGGGAACAGGUCUGUCAAGUAGGAUGAUGGAGUUUUCAGAAAACUGCUUCUCAGAACAGAACACUAUUCUGCGAAUUUAUGUUGAGGUUGCUGAGAGUUGUCAGACUCUUUUUGAGCAGUAGAGAGCUACCACCAGCAAAUUAACACACAUUAAUUACAAAUUACUAUUUUUAAUAGUAUUACAAAAAUUAACUUGGAAUGCAAAAAUGCAGUUGUAUCUGAUUGAAUGAAAUUACCUAGAAACUGGAUUAUAAUGUGUAUUGUUCAACCAUUCAAUUACACUGGAGUACAUUCCUUGAGAAGUAUUGAGAGAAAAGUGAAGUACUGGGCUUUUCAUGAUCAGUCAAGUGAAAUUGUCUGAAGAUGAAUCCUGGGAUUUUGUUCACUUGAGAUGUGAUAAAAUGAGAAAGUGUCAUUCUCCUAUUUUAUUCUCUCUCUCACCACAUUAAAAGCAUCUUUCAAGUUUUUCAAACUGACUUAUUCAAUCAGCCCUAAAAGGUGGGGCCCUUGAAAAGAGAUGAGAUUUUUUUAUACCUUCAACAGUACCUGUUAACUCAGGACAAUAGGAUUAACACUUCCAGUGGUUAUUGGAGAACAGUCUUUUUGAACACAACAAUUUUGAAAUACCUAUGGUCUGAGGAUGCUGCCUGUCACUUUGUUAUAGUUUAGACUGCCAUUAUCUCCAGCUUUAAGGACAAUCUCAGGAUCUUACUUGGGUUUGUGUGUAGAAUUAUUGAUUCUUAAAGUAGUAUAAAUAAUCAGUUUUAAAAAAAUUGUGGAAGGCUCUCUGAACUCAGUGUCAUAUAACUUCUCUUUCUUCUAGCUCACAACAAUCAGAAGCUGUCUUUAAAGGCUUCUUACUGAACCAGGGCUUUAAAGGGCUAAAGAAAUCUUAUUGUCAGACAGAAGGAACUCUUUCCAUUUUCAGUGCAGAAACGCUAAGGGCUAAAAUCCUUUCCAGAGCUAAUUUGAAGUCCUGGAGAUAUAUAAUGUUUAAGAAGUAGCUAGUCUGUUUUUCUUUCAACUCAAAGAUUCUAGAAUAAUUUUUACAAAUGGCUGAACCAGUUGCCAGUGUAAGCAUUCAUAUAUGGCUUGAAAUUUCAGUAUCCAUCUUGGUAAGGAAUACACUAGAGAAGACAAUACACUUGCCCACCACUUUAUUAUUGCCUGUGCUGAAAUUUACCAACUUUUAUAAAGAGCCCUGGCAGCAGAGAAAGUUUGAGGAAGAUUCUGCCCUAGGAAAUUGUCACUGAAUAUUUCAUUGCAACUUAGCUGUCCUUUAACAAGGUCUACCAAGGCAUUAACUUCUCAAAAAUUCAGUGAAUAGAUACUGCUGCAAACAUAGCUUUCAGGGCCCAUCAACGGGUUCUCUUUAGGAUGUUAUGGGUUAAUAACUGGUAUAAUGAGAGAAACUUUUUAAAAAGUUAUUUUGCUGCUUUGGGGGUGGGUGGAAGGGGAGGAAGUUCUGUGACAGUGUUCUCCUUGCUUUAGAAAGGUGAGCCUAAAUUUUGACCUGACUUAACACCUGUUGAGAUUUCCAGGCCUGGUCAUCUGAAAUGUAAGAGUUAAUGUAUUUAUGUACAUGAUUCUUGCUCCUUUUGAAGAUUUUCCAAAACCUUAUGCUCAACUUCUCUCAAACUUAACUUGGCUCGUGUACUUGCUAGGAUGAAGCAAGUGCUAAGACAGUGUAAGAGAAAUGUUGCCAACCUGUCCACCUGGAACUGAAACAAGAUCACCAAACUGAAGGAGUAUCAUAUAGCAACUAUUUCCACCUGCUUCUGUCCUGAGCCUCAUCUGAGUCUAGCUAUGAAAAAAUCUAUUUUCUUUGGACUCUCUAGUGCCACCUACCGAAUUCAACAAAUGUUCUUUUUUUGCCCUUUUCCCCCCAAAUCACUGGUCUCAAAAUUAGUUGUGCAUCAGCUGUUUCUGUUAAUAUCUAAGUGGCCAUACUUUCAACAUGUUAUUUCCUGGAUAGUGGGUUAUCAAUAACACUUUAUUUUGUGCCAAUUCAUUAUCUCUGAAGUGUUCUUACUGCAGCAAAGUUUGAGUUUUGAUCUGGUUUUAAUGCUUUUGCAUUAGACAAAAUUCUUAGCACAGACAUACUCAAGAAACUGAAUACAUGGAAUUUCCCUGCAUAAAAAUCUGCUAAAGCUUCCCAAAUCAUUUAAAGAUGGUUACAGUUCACCAUCAUUUUUAAAACAAACAUACAAUGAAAAUGUGUGUGGGUAUUUUUUUAACCUCCUUUUCAUAACACUAGCAUACUGUAAAUUGCAUGAAAUAAACCUGUUUUUUUCCCUUUUGAA